Messenger RNA from Solea senegalensis (Senegalese sole), 520 nucleotides. RefSeq names its product mitoregulin-like. The transcript is spliced from 2 exons. The record is from RefSeq and is a predicted model, not a curated record. Bases 76 to 246 code for a protein of 56 amino acids. Lineage: Eukaryota; Metazoa; Chordata; Actinopteri; Pleuronectiformes; Soleidae. Gene Ontology annotation, cellular component: mitochondrial inner membrane. Gene Ontology annotation, biological process: positive regulation of mitochondrial membrane potential.
GUGUUUUACUUCCUGUUUGAGCCAAGCAACGACCACGAUUCAUACACGGUGUGCAGCUGUCAGACAGAGGUGAACAUGGCAGAAGUGUCGGAGAGGACGCUGCAGGUGGCCGUCGUGGUCUCUUUCGCCGCCGGUUUCUUGGCGGGCUGGCAGGCCAACAGGAUGAGAAGGAAGUUUCUGGACUGGAGGAAGAAACGACUGCAGGACAAACUGUCAGAGACGCAGAAGAAGCUGGAUUUAGCGUGAAUGAGCUGGAACUCUGGGGUUUGGAUAAAUACUGAAGUUGCUGGAUUCUGGAUGUUCUGUUGUGGAGAAGUGUCAUCAUCAUCGUGACGUACCUGUGUCCUCUCCUGUCUGCAUUUGGAAAAACAGCCAUACUCCACACACUACACAGCAGACUGUCUCCUUUACAGCACUGUUAUGAUCAUGGCCACUUUGUCUGCUGUUUGUUUACAUAACAACCUGGUGUUUGGUGUUCAUCUUUUUAUAAUGUGGUCAAAUAAAUGAUUGAUGUUUUUCA